AUCUUUAUAGGGUAUGGCAAAAUUGUUUGAUUGUUUUGCGAACUUUUGUCACGACCCAAAAUAGGACAAUAAACAACAUAAAACUAACUUGCAAGAUAUCUUCUUACAUCACCAACGUGUUGCUGUCAUCUCCAAGAGAUCCAGAUUUUGGGAUUCAAUAGAUGCCUUCACAUGGGAUCAGUCUGGAAAGAAAGGAAGAAACAGACAACAAAGAUAGCUUCAAGUAGUUGGCAGGCUUCCAAAAAGACUCCUGAGAGUGUCAUGAGCCGAGCAAGAAAUGAGAUUUGUCAACAAGAGACAAUAUCUCCAAAAGGUGCCUCCUAAGAAAACAUGAAGUCAACGAGAGUCUUUGCCAUUCAAGAGCGCAGUGGGGCUGGAAGAGCCUUGAUUUCCACCAAAACUCUGGCCUCCCAAGAGUUGGUUCUGGGGGAGAAGCCAGCCUUUAUCUCUCCCCAUCUAUCUCUGUUUACGUCGUCUCCGUAUAAGAAUAUCUGUCCAAGUUGCUAUGGAAUUCACAACGAGGACCCGAGGUCGGUCUGUGCGAAUUGCACAGACGAUGAGAGGCUCCAACAGUUUUUCGACCUCGGUCUCACACCACUCCAAGCCAGCAUUUGCCAAGCCGUCGUGACCUUGGCUGAACUCAGGAAACGUCGCUCCAAGAAAGUGGACACUCUCAUGACUCGGGAUGUCCAGGAUGACGAGCUAUCCAUCAAAAUCUGCCAAGCUCUCGUACCCAUCUGCGCCCAAUCGAACAUCAAAAUGGUCCAUAUAAGGGAUGCCUUGGGAGUGCUGGCCACGAAUGGGGUCAAAGUGCAGCGAUCCAGUCAGUUUCUCCCUUGUGUAGCACUUUAUUCCAACUUCUCCAUGGCCAACCAUUCUUGCUUGAGCAAUUGCAACUACAUGUACGAUCCCGACACUUUCGAGAUAGAAUUAAGAACCAAAACUGUUGUUCCCAAGAACCGGGAACUUACCAUCACUUACCUUCAUCCCAUGAUGACAACCCAAGAAAGGCGAGAAGCCACACAAACCAAAUGGGGCUUCACUUGUAUGUGCAAUCGGUGCUGUGACGCCACGGAGUUGGGAACGUUUGCUGGUUCCAUUUGGUGCCAACUUUGUGGUGUGGGUGUUAUGUCGGCAUUGAGUCCCCGUUGCCCAGACUCAACUUGGUGUUGUGGAUCUUGCCGGUUUGAAAUGCCAUCCUCAGCCGUGAAUCAGCUCUUGAAAGCCCUUGCCGAGGGGAAUAUAUCAGAACAAACGAAUGAUGUUGGUGACUUGAAAGACACCAUUUUCAAGUUGGAAGAGACUCUUUGGCGAUCCAGUCAAUUCUUACAUUGGAACCACGCCAUGAUUUUGAACCUUGAAUACCGAUUAAUGCACCAUCUGGCUGCCCUUGACAAGAUUCCACAACGAACCCAAACCCAAACGAACUCAGCUCCAAAUGUUGACGCCAAGCUUCCAAGGCCAUUCUGGGAAAGGAGACUUCAAAUUGGAUUGCAUUUAUUGGAGGUGGUCGGACAAGUGGACCGGGGUAAAACCAAAUGGCGAGGGAUGGUAUUACAAGAUGUGGUCAUUUCAACCAUGGAGCUAGCCAAACGAGAUGUGCAAAAUGGAUCCAUUUCUAAAGAAGUCUUCAAGGCCAAAGUGAACAAAUCCAUUCAGUACACCCACGAGGCCGUGAUAUGUCUCAAGUUCGAGCCCCGUAACCAAGGCUGUUGAUAAAAAUAAAAUGGAUUUUCAAUGAAGAGCAUAAAAUAUCGAUCUGAAUUCGUUUGAUCUGCUCCCUUUUUCCCGAUACGGAGGACCGAUAAAGAUUUGAGCCCACUGCCAAAUUUAUCCUUGAAAUUGUGAUGGCAG
This is a messenger RNA of Tigriopus californicus, 1854 nucleotides long. RefSeq lists its product as uncharacterized. Gene Ontology annotation, molecular function: protein binding. The record is from RefSeq and is a predicted model, not a curated record. Bases 331 to 1716 code for a protein of 461 amino acids. The transcript is spliced from 3 exons. NCBI's taxonomy places the organism in Eukaryota, Metazoa, Arthropoda, Copepoda, Harpacticoida, Harpacticidae.